Messenger RNA from Xyrauchen texanus (razorback sucker), 5624 nucleotides. RefSeq names its product A disintegrin and metalloproteinase with thrombospondin motifs 16-like. Bases 70 to 3783 code for a protein of 1237 amino acids. Gene Ontology annotation, biological process: extracellular matrix organization; proteolysis. Gene Ontology annotation, molecular function: metalloendopeptidase activity. NCBI's taxonomy places the organism in Eukaryota, Metazoa, Chordata, Actinopteri, Cypriniformes, Catostomidae. The record is from RefSeq and is a predicted model, not a curated record. The transcript has 23 exons. Gene Ontology annotation, cellular component: extracellular matrix.
GCUUGCCAGCACUCUGUGCCAAAAAGGAGGAUUUAUACCGGAUCCAUCUCCUCUUUGUCGUUAUUUCUUAUGUUUAUACUCGGAUGCCUCGAGAGUCCUCACAUUGCAUCUGCAACCCUUCAUCAGGGUGCUCAUGUAAACAACGAACCUGCACUUCUGCUUGAAUCACUGCGGCUUCCUCACAACACAGAAUAUGAGAUUGUUGCCCCGUACGAGGUGGACCAUCAAGGGCGUUACAUCUCUCAUGCUGUGGCCCACCACCACCGCAGGAAGCGCUCUACAGAUGGCCAAGGUCAUGACCUCAGCUCGAGUGUCCACUUCAAACUCCAUGGAUUAGGGCAAGACUUCCACCUGGACCUGCAGCCGUCACGUGACCUGAUCGCACCCAGCUUUACUAUACAAACCUUGGGCAGGGGUGGCACCAAGAGCCUGCAGUCUUUUCCUAGAGAUGACCUCUGCUUCUACCAUGGGGUGCUGAGGUCAAAGGGCAACUCAUCGGUGGCCCUGUCGACAUGUGCGGGGAUGUCAGGUUUGAUCAGAACCCAAGAUGCUGAUUACUUUCUGAAGCCACUGCACCCACAUCAAGUACUGCUGGAGAACUUCUCGGCUCCAUCUGACCACCAUCCUCACAUCCUAUACAAGAGAUGCAUACUGCCACAGACAGAUGCCCAGAGAAUCAUAGGGAGAAACAAAAGGUCUUCUGAGCCAAAGACUGCCAGCAGCAGAGCUCCAGGAUUCCCACACAUUUGGAGAACCAUCAGACGAGAUGAAACAUCCACACACAAACAGAUGAAUCCAGAGGAGUACAAGCAUAUGCCACAAAGUCACGAUGAACACACCUAUGGCAUACGCCAGAGGCAGCACUUCUGUGGACGACGGAAGAAAUAUAUGCCUAAACCACCUGAGGAGGAUAUCUAUAUUUUUCCAGAUGAAUACAAGUUUAUGCCCAGAGGGAAACGUGCCAUCGUGUUCAAACCUCAGCCACACCAGAGACUGAAUGUGGAGACCUUGGUGGUGGUUGACCGCAAGAUGAUGGAGAAUCAUGGUCAUGAGAAUGUAACCACAUAUGUCCUUACUGUUCUAAACAUGGUCUCAACUCUUUUCAAAGAUGGAACAAUUGGAGGUGACAUCAACAUUGUAAUUGUUGGACUAAUACUUUUGGAUGAAGACCAGGAUGGACUGGUGAUUAACCACCAUGCUGACCACACUCUGAACAGUUUCUGUCAAUGGCAGUCAGGUUUGGCAGGGCGAGAAGGUCGUCAUCAUGAUCAUGCCAUCCUUCUCACUGGUCUGGAUAUCUGCUCCUGGAAGAAUGAACCAUGUGAUACUCUAGGUUUUGCUCCUAUCAGUGGAAUGUGUAGUAAGUACAGGAGCUGCACUAUCAAUGAAGACACAGGUCUUGGUCUAGCCUUUACCAUCGCCCAUGAAUCUGGACACAACUUUGGAAUGGUCCAUGAUGGGGAAGGCAAUGUGUGUAAGAAGUCAGUAGGAAACAUCAUGUCUCCCACAUUGGCUGGACACAAUGGUUUAUUCUCCUGGUCCUCCUGUAGCCGACAGUAUCUAAGCAGGUUUUUAAGUACCGCCCAGGCCACCUGUCUGUCUGAUGAGCCCAGUGCCAUACAAGAGUACAAAUACCCAGAGAAACUUCCUGGAGAGCUGUAUGAUGCCGACACCCAGUGCAAGUGGCAGUUUGGAGAGAAAGCCAAACUAUGCACUCUGGACUUCAAGAAGGACAUCUGCAAAGCCCUGUGGUGCCACCGGAUCGGAAGAAAAUGUGAGACCAAGUUCAUGCCAGCUGCCGAGGGUUCCACCUGUGGUCCAGAGAUGUGGUGUCGCCGUGGUCAGUGUGUAAAGCAAGGUGAUGAAGGUCCGAAGCUGGUGCAUGGUCAGUGGUCAUCCUGGUCUGGGUGGUCCAGCUGCUCUAGAAGCUGUGAGAGUGGAGUGACCUACAAAGAGAGACACUGCAACAACCCAAGGCCAAUGUAUGGUGGCAGGUUUUGCGGGGGCUCAUCCCGCUCUUAUAAACUGUGUAACACUGAUGACUGUCCUAACAACACUGUAGACUUCAGGGCUGUCCAGUGUGCUGAGUUCAACAGCAAGCCCUUCCGUGAAUGGUACUACAAGUGGAAGCCCUACACACAAGUGGACGAUCAAGAUGUGUGUAAGCUCUACUGCUUCGCUGAAGGGUAUGACUUCUUUUUUGCCCUCUCCAGUAAAGUCAGGGAUGGGACGCUGUGCACACAGGACAGCUCUAAUGUCUGCAUUGACGGCACUUGUGAGAGGGUGGGCUGUGACAGGGUGCUGGGUUCCACUGCUGUGCUGGAUAUGUGUGGUGUCUGCAAAGGCGAUAACUCCACUUGCAAGAUCUACAAAGGACAAUACACCAAACAACAUUAUAUGAGCCAGUAUUAUCGGGUGGUCACCAUUCCAGCUGGAGCACGAAGUAUUCGUGUGGUGGAGCUCAACUCUUCCAGUUCCUACCUGGCCUUGAGGAGUCUGCAGAGGAAGUACUUCCUUAAUGGCCGCUGGACAGUGGAUUGGCCUGGGCGACACUCCAUUGCCGGUGCUGUGUUUGACUACAAGAGGCCCUACAAUCGUCCAGAGAGUCUUUUCUCCACUGGACCCACAAUUGACACUCUGGUGGUUGAGGUUCUUCUGCAGGGCUGGAAUCCAGGCAUUCAGUGGGAGUAUACUCUGGCCAAGGAAGAUACAGAGAGGCGAAACCAACCAAAACACAGCUACACCUGGGCCAUCAUUCGAGCUCCAUGCUCAGCCACCUGUGCAGGAGGUCAGAUGGUCACUAAAUCAGCAUGUUACAAGGAUUUAAGGGUUCAGGUGAAUUCAUCUUACUGUAACUCACGCUCUCGGCCCUCCAAUGGUGCGGUGUCCUGCAAUACACAGCCUUGUCCCCCAAGCUGGAAUGUGGGGGACUGGGGUGUGUGCAGUCGCAGCUGUGGAUCUGGAGAGCAGAUCAGACAGGUAGAGUGUCUCCAGAAAACAGGCCCUGAUCAGACGGACACCAUUACCGACAACCAGUGUUCAAAGCCACCUCCAUCAGUCAGACAAACCUGCAACACUCACAACUGCCCACCAGUCUGGACUGCUGGACCCUGGUCUCAGUGUUCUCAUAAAUGUGGGAAGGGUGUAAUGAAGAGGACGGUGGCGUGUGUCAGCAGUGACUCUUAUUACCGUGUGCUGUCGGACACUUCCUGUGCUUCUCUUCCAAAACCCAUCAGCCAAGAGACCUGCAUGAUCAAACGCUGCCACAAACAGCGCAAGGCCCAGUGGUUCGUCUCCACCUGGCAACCGUGUUCAGUGUCCUGUGGUAAAGGGGUUCAGGUGCAUGUUGUGAAGUGUGCAGAAAAGGAUGUGGCUGGGAAAUACAGAGAGUUGUCAACCAAAAAGUGUCAGCAUGUUCCUAAGCCCUCCCAGGAGCUCCAGAGGACCUGUGUCCUGUCAGACUGUCCCAUCCAUUCUCCAUACAGCAGACCAGACUGGUACUCAUCUCCAUGGUCCCAGUGUACAGUAUCAUGCGGAGGGGGAGUUCAGGUGCGCUCAGUGCAGUGUCUCGACCAUGGCCGUCCCUCCUCUGGGUGUGUCUUACAGCUGAAGCCGGCAAUGUCCCAGGCCUGCAACACUGUCUUCUGCCUGCAACCAGAGAAGAAAGAUUUGAUCUGUAAAGAUCAUUUCAACUGGUGUUAUCUGGUGCCACAGCAUGGAGUAUGUAGCCACAAGUUUUACGGGAAGCAAUGCUGCCAGUCCUGCUCUCAUACAAACUCGUGAGAAUUUUCUACUUUAGACGUUUAACCUUGAACAUCUGAGGCUGAAGCCUUCAAAAGGCCAGAUGGAUGCUUGACCUGAUAUUGCAUUGAAAUCGCUUGUGUACUCAACACAAAGACAUCAUUUUGGACUUAGAGUAGCUUGUUUUCCUGGACUUUAGUGGAGAAGAGCACUCCAUGUAGAGACUGGCAAGAUUCCAUGCAGAGACUGCAAUUGUGUCUCUCUCCAGCAGGAAAUGACUUCACCGACGAAGCCUCCUUGAGGUGAUACUGAGUUUCACAGAGCUCCAAAUGGACAUGAGGCAGAAAUAUCCUGUGAAAUGCUCUGUGUCCUGGUGCUAGCCGAAUAUAGACUUUUUAAUCUGUGUGGCUAAAUGUGCUCCAUAUGGCUAUGUGUUACAGUAUGUAUAAUAAGAACUCAACAUUGUGAAGAGGUUUUUCAUGAACAAUAAUAAUAAUAAUAAUAGCCUCAAUCUCCAAAUAAACAGGCUUUUAAAGUGUCAAAGUGUCAGCCAAUCACGGUCAGCAGGGAGAAUGGUUUCAUGUUGUGACAUUCAUUUUCGGUGCUAUAUGUUCAUUGGAAAGGGACAGUUCAUCCAAAAAUGAAAAUUCUAUAAUUAGUUACCCACCCUCAUGUCAUUCAAAUGAGAAACAAUAGCAUCCUUGGCAUCACACAUGGCAUCCCAAUGUCUUGACUCUCCAAAUUUGAAUAAACAGUAUGCUAAUGUGAAUAAGAUUUGAGUUGCAGCAGAAUAGAAGGUUAUCAGUGAAAAAUGACUUAAAUUUAACUAUUAUCCUCAUGCAAAGCUGUGACUUCAGAAGACUUGGAAUAUACCACAUAAGAUGCAUGGAAAUGUUUAAGGUACUUUUUUUUCUCCCCUUUUCUCCCCAAUUUGGAAUGCCCAAAUCCCAAUGCACUCUAAGUCCUCGUGGUGGCAUAGUGACUCGCCUCAAUCCAGGGGUCGGAGGACGAAUCUCAGUUGCCUCCGCGUCUGAGACCGUCAAUCCGUGCAUCUUGUCAUGUGGCUUGUUGAGCGUGUUACUGCAGAGUAUGUCUGUAGUACGCGUGGAGGCUUCAUGCCAUCACUGCUGCAUCCACGCACAACUCACGACGUGCCCCACUGAGAGCGAACCACAUUAUAGCGACCACGAGGAGGUUACCUCAUGUGACUCUACCGUCCCUAGCAACUGGGCCAAUUUGGUUGCUUAGGAGAACUAGCUGGAGUCACACAGCACUCACUGAGUACACCACACUACUCACUGAGCUACCCUGACCCCCUAUGGUACUUGUUUUAGCAUUUUUGGAGCUUGACGGCCUCUGGUCACUAUUCACUUUCAUUGAAUGGAAAAGAGCAGUGACAACAUUCUGCUAAAGUUGUUUUAUUUUCCACAGAAGAAAGAAAAUCAUACAGGUUUGUAGUGACAUGAGGGUGAGUAAAUGAUGACAGAAUUAAUGUUUUGGUUAAACUGUUUCUUUAAUGGCAACAGAUGCAUAACAGGGGUUUUAAACUAACGUGAAUAUUAAUCAGUGCAUUUGUAUGAUUGAUAUUAAUUCUCUUAUUUAUUAACAAUACUGGAAUAUAUCAGAAUGAUAUUCUGCUGUAAUAUUUUGCUAUUUGACUUUAAUGUUCUUGUCAGUCUGUGUUUAUAACCUCGGGUAUAGUUGCACGAUUUGUUAUUUUAUUGUAUUUUUUUAUUUUGCAUAUCUAUUCAGGGUUUCAUUAUUUUUGAAGAAAACAAAAAGCCAGUUCAACUAAUAGCCAUGUGUUUAAUGACGUGUAAAAAGAGUCACAUUUAACAAACUCAGCUCUUUUUGUUGGAUUUUGUUAAAUAAAAUUUAGCAAC